UCAUAUAAAGCCAGGCAUCUGGCUUCUUCCCUGCCACGAUAAAAUAACGUCUUUAAUUCGGUUUAACCGGCCGAGCCGCUUCCGCUGUGGCCCCGAGGGGUGACUAGCGCCCUAGUGACGGGGGUUAGGAGCAUUAAAGACGGCUGGGUGUGGCCCGUUGAAGAGGUGGGCGGCCAUGCACUAGAGGCUGAGGCUGUCCCGGAGGCUGAGCCUACACUCUAGGCCCCGGCUGUGUCCCGGCCCAGGUGCGGCCUAGUUCAGCUGGCGGCGCUGAGGAGCGGGUGUCUCUGUGCGGAGAAGCGUCUCUCCAGUUCGUCAUGGCCGUGUCCAGAUUAGACCGCCUCUUUAUAUUACUGGACACGGGGACAACCCCAGUAACGAGAAAAGCGGCAGCGCAGCAGCUUGGAGAAGUGGUCAAACUGCAUCCACAUGAACUCAACAACCUGUUAAAUAAGGUCCUGAUCUACCUGCGCAGCGCUAACUGGGAUACACGUAUAGCAGCUGGUCAAGCUAUUGAAGCUAUUGUAAAAAAUAUUCCAGACUGGAGCCCAACAGCUCGAAUAAAAAAAGAGGCCGGGUCUGAGUGUUCAAAUGAUGAGUCGUCUUCAUCGGACAGGCUGAGCUUUGAAAGAUUUGAUAUAUCAAAGUUGCUAAAACAUGGCGCUUCACUCCUUGGCUCUGCUGGUGUUGAGUUUGAAGUGCAAGAAGACAAAUCGGGAGAUGUGGACCCUAAGGAAAGGAUAGCUCGGCAGAGGAAACUGUUACAGAGAAAACUGGGGCUUGACAUGGGAGCUGCUAUUGGCAUGAAUACCGAAGAGCUAUUUAAUGAUGAAGACUUGGACUACUUACCUACCAACACACUUGUAAAUAAACCUACCCUUCAAGCAGCAGAGUUUAUCGACACAGAAUUUCUUCCUGGAAUGAGUAACAGGCAGAAAAACAAAGCAAAGCGAAUGGCAAAGCUGAUUGCUAAGCAGAGAUCCCGGGAUGUGACCGACACAAAUGAAAAGAGCAGUGACAGUACAGAUGGGGAGCCAGAUGAAAAACGAAGGAAAGUGACAAACGUGGUUAUCCCUCAGCCAGCUACAGAGUGCAAGGUGUUGAUUGAUAACAUCCCGGACAACUCCUCUUUGUUCGAUGAGACAAAUGAGUGGCCUCUGGAGAGCUUUUGCGAUGAGCUUUGUAAUGAACUGUUUAAUCCAUCUUGGGAGGUCCGUCAUGGGGCAGGCAUUGGUCUCAGGGAAAUACUCAAAGCCCAUGUUAGAAAUGGUGGCAAGAUGGCGCACAGUACAUGUGACGAGAUGGAGCAGCAGCAUCAAGAGUGGCUUGAAGAUCUUGCUAUUCGUCUUCUGUGUGUAUUUGCUUUAGACAGAUUUGGCGAUUUUGUUUCUGAUGAGGUGGUUGCACCAGUACGGGAAACAUGUGCUCAGACUCUGGGAGUAGUCCUGAAACACAUGAAUGAAAAUGGAGUUCACAAUACAGUCAAAAUCCUCCUGCGCCUAUUAACCCAGGAACAGUGGGAAGUUAGACAUGGAGGACUGCUGGGAAUAAAGUAUGCCCUAGCAAUUCGUCAGGAUUUAAUAAAAACUUUAUUACCUAAAGCACUACCAGCAAUAAUUGAAGGUCUUCAAGACCUUGAUGAUGAUGUGCGAGCUGUGGCUGCAGCAUCUUUAGUGCCUGUUGUCGAUAGUCUAGUGAAGAUACAAUUCAAGCAGGUUCCCUUCAUUCUUGGCACUUUAUGGGAUACACUUUUGGAGUUAAAUGACUUAACAGCGUCUACCAAUAGUAUCAUGACCCUCCUUUCUUCUCUCUUAACAUAUCCUCAGGUUCAGCAGUGCAAUAUUCAACAAUCACUUACUAUAUUGGUGACACGGGUAUGGCCUUUCCUGCAUCAUACUAUAUCAUCUGUUCGAAGAGCGGCCCUGGAGACAUUAUACACUUUGUUAUCCACACAGGAUCAGAACUGUUCAGGUUGGCUGACUCCCAUCUUGCAGGACAUGUUGCGGCAUAUAUUUCAGAUCUGUAUUUUGGAGAGUAACCAGGAAAUUCUUGACCUUAUCCACAAGGUUUGGCAGGAGCUAGUACACAAAGCCUCUGUGCAAUAUGUUGUGGCUGCAGCGUGCCCCUGGAUGGGAGCUUGGCUCUGUUUGAUGAUGCAGCCUGCUCACCUGCCUAUUGAUUUAAACAUGCUGAUAUUGGUGAAGCCCAAAUCAAACGAAAAAGCUGCUGGGAAACUCCGUCAAGGCCAGAGCCAAACAAGAGAGGUUGCACAGGAAUUUAUUGCUGGCUCGGACAGUGUGACCGAAGACUCUGCCACCAGGGAUUACCUGGUGACCCGCACCCGUUUGGCUGCUGCUAAGCUGCUGGGAUCAUUAUGCUGUUGUAUUUGUGAUCCCUGUGUCAAUACCGCGUCUCAGGAAAUAAAGCCUGCUGAAUCAUUAGCGCAGUUGCUCCUUUUUCAUCUGAACUCCAAGUGCUUACAAAGGAUCAGCGUGGCCCUUGUUAUCUGCGAGUGGGCCUGCUUUCAGAAGGAGUGCAAACAGUUACCCUUGCUGUCCAGCCACUGACUGCUUGCUGUUUUGUCUGAACAAUUGUAUUAUGAUGAAAUAGCGAUUCCUUUCACCGGAUGCAAAAUGAUUGCAAUCCAGCUGAUUUCCACGCUUGCAGAAGCAAACAUAGACAUUGGCAGCAAAGUAAACUGCAGUGUAUUUACAAUAGACCAAGCUAAUGAACUGGUAACUACAGUGUUCAGUGAAGCGACAGCACCUCUGAGGGCCAUUGCCUAACGUUUACCAGCAGCUAGAUGAAAAAGGCAACAAGUGCAGAUGACUGUGUUGGAAACCAACCAGGAAUGGCAAGUCCUUCAGAUGAGGGUUCACACCUUUGCUGCCUGUGCAAUAGUCAACCCUCAUGCAGCUCCAGAAAAACUUAACAUAAUCAAGCCGUUAAUGGAAGCUGUGAAAAAUGAAGAGAAUGCGGUGGUGCAGAACUACGCAGCCUUGUGUCUGGCUAACUGCUUCAGCAGUGUAUCUCGAGGACUCCUGUCCAAAUCCUAAAUUCUUAAAAAUCUUUGUAGUUCAGUGUGUGUGGAUUCCAGCAUCACGCCUUCUGUGAUCUGCCCAGCCCCAGCCUUGAACAACGCAGACCAUCUCAAAGGGUCAAAUUCUGAAAAAGAUGGAGUGCACACGGUCACAAAGCACCGAGGAAUAAUUACCCUGUAGCAUCAGCAAGCUGCUUUUGCAGUUACUAGCAGACGUGGCCCAACUCCGAAAGCUACAAAGACCCAAGUGGCGGACUUGCCCCACAGGAAGCGGAGCGGCACACGUCCACGGAGUGCGAUGAGCCGCUCUCCUUCUGCAGGUUCUCAUGCUGUCAUAGACACUCUAGCUCAUAAUCAUAAGUAUUACUUAAUCCAGAGAAGAGGUGCAGAAUAUACUCUUGGCUACCAUUGCAAACACUUUGGAAAUUUAGUCACAGGCCUGCCAUAUCUCUGGGAAUCAAUGGUCGGACCGCUAAGAAACAACAUUAACGUUGACCGUUUUGAUGGCAAGCUUCUCUUGGAAAAAGGAGACGAGAACGCCCAGGAACUUGUCUACAGCCUUCAAGUGUUUGAGGUCACAACCUCUUCCAUGGAUCCCAGUCUUCACCCCCUGCUGCUUCAACAUCUUCUGCAUCUAUUCAUGUGUCUGCAACAUCCUUUCACAUCAGUGAGGCAUAUGGCCUCUCGUUGUGUAGGAGUGAUGAGCCGCAUCGUUACCAUGGAAACCAUGAAUGGCUUCUUGGAGAAAGUUUUGCCGUGGCUUGGUGCGAUUGAUGACAACACGAAACAGGAGGGGGCCAUUGAGGCACUAGCUUGUGUGAUGGAGCAGCUGCAAGUCGGUAUUAUCCCAUACAUCGUUCUUCUUGUGGUGCCUGUUCUGGGAAGAAUGAGUGACCAGACAGACAGUGUUCGCUUCAUGGCAACGCAGUGCUUUGCAACGCUCAUCAGGCUAAUGCCUUUGGAAGCUGGAAUCUCAGAUCCUCCCAAUAUGUCAGAGGAGCUAAUUAAACUAAAAGCCAGGGAGCGCAGCUUCUUGGAACAGCUGCUAGACGGAAAGAAAUUGGAAAAUUAUACAAUUCCUGUUCCAAUAAAAGCUGAACUGAGGAAAUAUCAGCAGGAUGGUGUAAAUUGGCUAGCCUUCCUGAACAAAUACAAACUGCACGGGAUCCUGUGUGAUGAUAUGGGCCUGGGGAAGACGUUGCAGUCCAUAUGUAUUCUUGCAGGCGACCAUUGCCUUAGAUCUCGGGAGUAUAGCAGGAGUAAGUCUGCAGACUGUAUACCGCUCCCUUCACUGGUCGUAUGUCCUCCAACCUUAACUGGGCACUGGGUGGAUGAAGUAGGAAAGUUCUGCUCUAAAGAGUAUCUCAACCCAUUGCAUUACACAGGCCCUCCGACAGAGCGAGCCAGGUUACAGCACCAAGUGAAGAGACACAAUCUGAUCGUAGCUUCUUACGAUGUUGUUAGGAAUGAUAUUGACUUCUUCAGGAACAUGAAGUUUAAUUACUGCAUACUGGAUGAAGGUCAUGUCAUUAAGAAUGGGAAGACCAAAUUGUCAAAAGCGGUGAAGCAGAUAACAGCAAAUUAUCGUAUUAUCCUGUCUGGGACACCAAUUCAGAACAACGUUUUGGAGCUCUGGUCAUUGUUUGACUUCCUCAUGCCUGGCUUUUUAGGCACCGAACGCCAGUUUGCGGCAAGAUAUGGGAAACCUAUUUUAGCAAGUAGAGAUGCUCGAAGUUCUUCUCGUGAACAGGAGGCUGGCGUUCUUGCAAUGGAGGCAUUACACCGGCAAGUUCUGCCAUUUUUGCUCCGCAGGAUGAAGGAGGAUGUAUUGCAGGAUCUUCCUCCAAAGAUUAUUCAAGAUUACUACUGUACCUUGAGUCCUUUGCAGGUUCAGUUAUAUGAAGAUUUUGCAAAGUCUCGUGCAAAGACUGAUGUCGAUGAAACUGUCUCAUCGUCAUCACUAACAGAGGAGAGUGAAAAGCCAAGGCUCAAAGCCACAGGACAUGUCUUUCAGGCACUGCAAUAUUUGCGGAAGCUAUGCAACCACCCUGCGUUGGUUUUAACCACUCAGCAUCCAGAACACAAGAAAGUCUCAGAUCAGCUAGCAACUCAGAACUCAACUCUACGGGAUAUUCAUCAUGCCCCCAAACUGUCUGCAUUAAAGCAAUUGCUGUUGGACUGUGGUCUUGGUAAUGCCAGCACUCCGGAGAGUGGCACUGAAGCAGUUGUAGGCCAGCACAGAGUGUUGAUCUUCUGUCAGCUGAAGAGCAUGCUGGAUAUUGUGGAGCAUGACCUUCUAAAGCCUCACUUGCCAUCUGUUACAUAUUUACGACUGGAUGGUAGUAUACCUGCAGGUCAAAGACAUUCCAUUGUGUCCAGAUUUAAUAAUGACCCAUCUAUAGAUGUCUUGCUGCUCACCACCCAUGUGGGUGGCUUGGGUCUCAACCUGACUGGCGCAGACACUGUAGUGUUUGUUGAACAUGACUGGAAUCCAAUGAGAGAUCUUCAGGCCAUGGACAGAGCGCAUCGUAUUGGACAGAAACGUGUAGUAAAUGUGUAUCGGCUUAUUACAAGGGGAACUCUGGAGGAGAAGAUUAUGGGGCUGCAGAAAUUCAAAAUGAGUAUUGCAAAUACUGUCAUUAGCCAGGAAAAUGCCAGCUUACAGAGUAUGGGCACCGACCAGCUCCUGGACCUGUUUACACUUGACAAGGGUGGAAAGAGUGAAAAAAUGGAAACAUCAGAAACUGGCGGGAAGAGCUCCAUGAAGGUGAUCCUGGAUAACCUGGGAGAACUGUGGAAUCAGGAGCAGUACGAUACGGAGUUCAGUCUUGACAACUUCAUGCAUUCUCUGAAGUAAAGCCACCAAUGCGACUACUGAUCCAUCGAUUUUUGUGUUGCUGAUAUUCAGCAAGGACUGGGAUGGUACAAUGGGCAUUGGCGGUGUUUUACCAGGCUGCUUCGUUUUGAGAAGGAAUCUGCAGAGACUAGAAAUGGGAGAGAAUGUGUCAGUUUGAAUUAUGCAGUCUUAAAAGAUGCAACCAAGAGGCUUGAGUCUGACGCUAUAUUGGUGCAUUACAGCUGUGGACGUCGGCAUGUAAUAUGCCCAUAUUUUUUGUAUGGAGAAGUUUUUUUAUUUGACCUUUGACUCCCACAGUCGUCGCUAGAUUAUUACCCUCCUUACAGAGCCCCGUGUGAGGUCUUCAUAAAAUGGCUAUGGUGCACUCAGUAGAUCUAUGGCAGUGAACACAAGCCACAUUUUAAACAUAGAGUUUUAUGCCCUCGGCUGCUGGCAUGAAUGUGGCUUUAUAGGCUUUUGUUUUAAGGUUGUACAUUUUAAUGAAAUUUAUCAUAUACUCUGAAUAAGUCUGAAUUCGGUGAGAACUUUGGUUUUCUGGAGUUUCUCUAGAGCUAUGCACAUGUUCUGAUCACAUCUAGGAGAAUAGAAGAGGCCGACGUACGUACUUGUCCUGUUUUAGUAGAUCUGUCCCUUGCAUAUAAAAAAAAUAU
Bufo bufo (common toad) is the source of this 6547-nucleotide messenger RNA. RefSeq names its product B-TFIID TATA-box binding protein associated factor 1 (gene BTAF1). The record is from RefSeq and is a predicted model, not a curated record. Gene Ontology annotation, molecular function: ATP hydrolysis activity; DNA binding; TBP-class protein binding. NCBI's taxonomy places the organism in Eukaryota, Metazoa, Chordata, Amphibia, Anura, Bufonidae.